AUGGACGACGACGUGGCCGAGGAGCGACUCCUCGAGACCGUCCAGCGCGACCUCACGGCGCACGCAGCGGCGGUCCGCGCGGUCCUGACGCGGUUUGCCGAGCGCAUCUUGGCGCUCGAAGAGCUCUGUCAUGGCCCGCUCGCGACGCUACCGCACUCUGUCGACGCCCUUGAUGCCCGCGUGACUGCGAUGGGGUCGUCGCUUGAAGCUGCGAUCGACGACACGCGCAGUGCGAUGCCGGAUUACAGCGACAGGCUGGAAGUGCUCGACAAGCAGGUGGCCGGCCUCGCCGAGAGCGCCGGUGACAUGCACGCUGUCGCCAUGAUGCAGGUCUCGCGCAUUACGUCGGAGACAGUCGGCAUCAAGAGCCUCAUCGGGACGCUCAACGAGGCCCAGCGCCGCGCGUCCGUGGCGAUUCAUGACGCGAUCCAGGGCGCGGUCGAAAACAUUCAAAUCGCCCGGGGCGCCGACAAGGAUGAGGUCAUGGAGAACAUUGCGGUGGUCCAAAAGACGUUUGCGGCCCAAGUUGACGGCAUUUACAAGCACGUCGACGACGUCAUGGCCAAAACGCCACCGGUCGUCGUCGUGCAGGCGGCGCCCGAGCCACCGCCGCGGCCCACGACGCCGAUUCGCCGUGUCGAGCCCGUCGUCAUUGCCUUCUCGCCUGAGAAAGCAGUAACAGCAGCACCAACAUCGACACCGGCACCGACGUCCGUCCCGACGUCCGCACCGACGUCGACUCCGACGCUCAAACCGACACCGACGCCGACGCUCAAACCGACACCGACGCUCAAGCCAGUCUCGCGCCCAUCGACACCUGCGACCGUCGAGCCCGAAGCCGAGUCGCCCGAGAAGAAAUCCGUGACGGUGCCGCCGUCCAGCAAAAUUCCUGUCGUCGUCCACGCGCGGCGGCGCGAAAAGGAGACGCGGCCGCCGGCGCCCAUGACAGACCUACCGCCGUACGAGCUGCCCGCCGACAUGAAGCACAAGAUCGAGCACAACGUGCGCGCGACGCUGGAUGCGCCACCGCAGCCGAUACCGCAGCCGAUACCACCGGUGGUCGCACCACCGACGACAGCGCUCGUGGCCACACACGAAGCAGCAGCAACCUCAACAAGCCUUGCCUUACCCCACUCGACACCCGACAUGCCGGGUGUCCCGGGGGAGUUCAAGGCGCAGCUGCACGCGUGCCAGAGCAGCGUCGAGAUGGUGUGCAGCUUGCUCGAAGUGACGCGCAGCCAGGUCAAAAUGCGCCAAGACGAGAGCGACGCAGCGAUGGCCCGCGAAGUGCACGCGCUGCGCACCAAGAUCAAGAAAGUUCGCGACGAGUUCCACCAAAUCUUGCCGCUGCUCAAGCCAAUGCUGUUCGAUUCGGACCUGCUCGCAACACCAGAGUUGGACUUGGGGCACAUUCCGUCCUUGCGCACGGCGCUCCUCGAGCUCUCGCGGAACCUCAACGUCGUGCGGCAGACGCGCAAGCACAUGAGCAUGGACAUGCGCCGGACCAUAGACAAGAUCAUUGAUGUCAUCAACGACGCCUACCACACCGCAGCGGCCGGUCCGAUCGAAGAUAUGACCGUGCUCGCGCGCCAGGUCGACAAGGUGGCCCGCGCCCUUGCUUUCGGAAUCCAGUCGACUCUCGGCGUGCUCUCGACCGUCGACGCGAUCUCGACGCGCGAAGUCGCGACAGCGAUCGAGUCCUUCUCCGAGGUCCUCACUCAAGACGGCAGCAGCGCCGAGAUGCUUCGGCAGCACGUCUCGACCCUCACGUCCGAGCUGCACGAGGCCAAGCACGAGCUUCGCGCGGCGAUCCUAUCUCUGCAACACCGCCUCGAUGAGCCGCGCGGCAGCGAGAAGACGCUCAAGGCAGUACACUCGCGACACGAGAUCAACGACCGCGGCAAGGCCGUGCUCACGCUCGAGCACGAAGUGAGCGCGCUGCGGGCGCAAAUGGACGCGCGCGACGAGACUCUGCGGCGGCUCAUGCUGGACCUCGAUGGCAAGGCCGACAAGCGGCAGCUCUCACGACUGCUCAACCCCGAGGUGGCCGAGCUAACCAAAGUCCGCAAGCUGCCGCAAGCCAUCAAGUCCAAGCCGAAACCCCUCCCAUCCGGCGUGCUGCGCAAGGCGCCGGCGCUCUCCGCGCUCUUCGUCGAAAACUCCAAGUCGGCGUUCACACUGGACGAGUCGCUCUCCCGUUCGAGCUCGCUCUCGCGCGAGUAG
Molecule: messenger RNA, 2223 nt
Organism: Saprolegnia parasitica CBS 223.65
Lineage: Eukaryota; Oomycota; Saprolegniomycetes; Saprolegniales; Saprolegniaceae
Exons: 8
Coding region: 1-2223 (740 amino acids)
Source: RefSeq, a predicted model, not a curated record